AUGUCGACUUCUCCAUCAGAUGAUUCAGAUUCUGGCGAUGGGCCACUGGUUAGUACCUUUCUUAUAUAUAUUUAGUUAUAGACAAAACAAGACGUCCCUUUAGAGGAAAACUGUAAUUUCGACCCUAAUCGAAUUUUUAAGGCUCCAAAACAUAUAUCUUCCGAUUCGGAUGAUGAAGCGAAAUCGAGACCAGCAAGGAAAUCGAGAUCCACCAAGAAAACUAUUGAAAGCGCAGGUUAGAUCCUACUUUCCAUUUCUGAUUUGAACGAAAAACUGGGAAAAGUACACAUUUUUAGAUUUUUUUAAACUUAUCCUCUCAUUACUAUAAACUGAAAACUCGACUUAAAAAUCGAUUCAAAAUUCAGUGUAAUCCAAAAAUAUUUGCAGGUUCUUCCGAGUCCGAUUCUGAUGUGGAAAAGACGGCUAAGACAAAGUUGGAGUUUUUUUUUUUCUCAAAAUACGUUUUCUGGAUUGCUCAAGGCGAUGAAAAUCUAAAUCAAAUGCUCUGUAUCUUUGUACAACCCAGGAAAUGUUCACCUUAUUUUCAACUAGAGAGAUAAAUUAAUCUUCUUCUUUUCAGGAAGAAAGUCAAAGGCAAGGUUUCGAAAAAGACGCCAGUCCUUUCAAAAAGAAAGCACCAGUCAUCGGAAAGUAGUAAUGUAAGUAUAAAUAGUUGAUUCAGCAUUUAUUUCACACAAAAAAUGAGGUCUUUGACGAAAAAACAGUCUGGAAGAUUUGUUGGAAAUUCAAGGACAUUUUUGAGAGUCUUACGGUUUUUAUGAUAGAUUUGGCAUUUUUCUACGAUUUUCUGUUAAGAAUUUCAGAAAUGCAAACAGUUAUGAAAUGCGGAAAUCUUAUAGAAUCGAAAAAUCGAAUAAUUUUCUGUAAUACUGCAACUUGUUGAAUAUUAUGAAAGCUUUAUUUUUGAAGAAACACUCUUGGUAUUAAUAGAACGAUACAGAAUAAAAAAAUUUAGGACGAUUUGUUCGAAGACGCGGAAGACAAGGCUCGAGUGAUGGCGAUGAGCGAAUUCGACAAGGAGCAGGAGAUUUUCAACCGGAUGGAGAGACGUGACGUCAAGAGGGCCCGCGAGGAGAUUCAGAAGAAGUUGGAGGCGAAGAACGCGACGGAGAAGGCGUCGACGUCUUCUGGGAAGAAGAAGAAACUCGACAAACGGAGGAAGGUCGACAGCGACAGUGAUCGUAGUCCGUUUCUCUUGAAUUCGUCUGAAAAAUGGCAUUUUUUAUCAGAAAAUCGAAUGAAUUUAGAAGAGUUUACUAAUCAAAGUUUAAAAAAUAGUGCAUUGGAAUCACUUUUUCACCAAUUUUUCUUGAAUUUUUCGUUUUUAUCGUUCAACUUUUUUUUUUCUAACGAGCCGAGAAAAUUUCCAAUGAUUUCUCGUACUAAAGUUGCGUAUCGGAUUGCCGUUUGGCAUUUUUAUUUCCUAUCCCAGGGAAAAUGAACCAGAUAUCUCAUUAUUUCAUCUAUUUUAUUAUUUUAAUGCAUUGUUUCUUUUGCAGGCAAAUCUCCUCCCGUCUUAAAAUCAGGUUCAGAAGGCUCAGAAUUGGACGCCGAGUUCCACAGACCCAGUGAUGUUUGUUCAAUUUUUCAAAACUAUAUUAGUUCACUUUUUCAGAUGUUCCGGAAAAAGAAGGAAAAAGACGCGAUGGCCGAAUUGAAGCAGAAGAGAAAGGAGAUGGAGAAAAAGAAUGGUGAGUAAGUGGAAGAUGCGGUUGAGGGAUCACUUGAGGGAAUUAGCAAAUUUUCUUUUUUUGAACUAAUACAAAGUUUUUUUACUUGAUUAUCGAUAAUUUCAAAAGUAUUAUUGCUUAGUAUUAGAAAAACGAUGUUUUUCCAGCUUUUUGUCAUUUUUCUGGCUCAAAUUUUCACUAGAGCAACUAGAAUUGUGCUGAACUCUAGGAGAAGCCUGUGCAAAGUUUGAGAGAAGCAUGUAAUGGUACAUAAUUGAUUUUAUUUUAGAGAAUUUUGAAAGAAAAGUCGUCCUUAGAAUUAUUUUUAACGUUGCUUCAUUUUUGUUUUUAUGAAAACUUUGUGAUAAUAUUUAUUGAAAAGCUACGAUUUUUAUGAAACUAUCAAAAAUAAACAUUUUUCCUUUGUGUUUCGUUUCCAUCGCUUAAGGUAUCCGUUCCAAAAAUUGAAAAUUAACUUCGCUCAUUUUUUUCGCUUUCUCGCUGGGCUGGUCGAGAAAUCUGAUUGAAAUGUCAUUUCUAAAGGACUUUAAAAAAUGGACUGUCGGUUCUUUAGUGACCUGAUAGUAGUCUGCGACCGUUUUACGUAUGAAUUCAGCCUUCAAAGUUUUUUUCGUAAGAAAAGUUGCAUUUUCAGCGAAAAACGCGGCACUUUCCAUCGACGCAGUUUUCGGGAAGCAGGACAGCGGGACGAGCUCGUCCAGCUCCUCAGUCUCCUCCCGCUCCAGCAGUUCAUCCAGAUCUUCCUCUCCCGAUUCUCAUGUCCAUGAGCAAGAGGAUAAGGUCGUCAAGAAGGAGGUUUGUUGCCAUUUUCGUGGUCCAAAAGAAGUUGCCGAUACCUUGAUCAGUUCAAAUAUCUCGAUUUUUAUUUUUGGUACCUAAUUAGUGUAUACUGUGGAAUAGUUUUAGUAAUGAUAAGAUUUUUUAUUUCGAACUAGUACUAUUUUAAAUUUCUCGUAAAUUAAACCAGAAACAAGGUUAGCGUUGUGGGAAUACAGAAAAAGGAAAAUUUUUAGGUUUAAAACUUAAUCGGUUUUCCUAUCACCUUUUUUUUUGAUGUGUCUAUUAAUGGUUUUUUUUUUUCAAGGUUGACAACAUCGGAGAGCUCCAACGAGCCCGUCUCUCUCGCUACAAACUCAAUAGAAUCGUCCAUGCGUCGUUCUUCACCGAAACCGUCAUCGGGUCCUACGUUCGCGUUGGAAUGGGACCCCAAGCCGGCGAAGAGAGCAAGUAUCGAGUGAGCAGUAGAGCGAAGUUGCAAAAAUUCAUGGAAAGAGACUAGAGAAAGAAUUAAAACCGUUAAAAAAAAAACUAAAAAACGGCUUUAAGAUAGCCUCAAAAUAACACUCAGAAGGAUUCGGAACAGCUAGGAUAUGUAAUUUGAAAAAAGCUUCCAAAGAUUUCUGAAUCAGACAAAAAAGCGCAGAAAAGCAUAAAAUUGAGAUUUGAUAAAAGCUUCGGAAAUGACAAGAACCGAUCUGAAAAGAUCAGUACCUCAUAGCCCAAAAAGAGUUUCAAAAAUAUUCUUAAAAUCAGAUUCGAUUUAGGUUAUUUUGUCCAGAAAUAAAUCUAAAAUAGCGUUGCAUUCUUGAAAUUCGAACUUAAGUCAGCUUCCGAAUGCCCAAACUCACCUCAAAUCCAGCUUCGAAACACCAAAAAGCUAGAUUUACCUUCAUUUAUUCAGAUUUAUCAAGUGCUCGACGUGUCGGAAGGCAACAGGCCGUACCAAAUUGAAGACAAACGAACGAAUAAAAUACUCAAAUGCAAAUUUGGUGAGUUUUUGAGACAAACUGGAGAUCAUAAUACAAAUUUUGAUGUUUUAGGAAAAACAGAACGAAUGAUGCAAAUGAGAUUUAUGUCGAAUGCCCCAUUUACCGAGGGAGAGUUCCAGGAAUGGCUCCGGGCCGUCAAAAAUGAUGUGAAUUUGUUUUUGGAACAAAAAUGAUGGAGAAUUAUUGUAAAUUGAAGCAGUCAGUUCAGAUUUAUUUGAAAAAAAAAAACGAGAAAGUCAGCUUUUCGUUUGAAUUAUGUCUUGCUAGAUGUUUUUGGAAGCAUAAAAAAGGUUGCAUCUCAAAAAAACCUAUUCGAAUGCAUCUUUAAAAUGAAAAUGAACUGUGAGACUUUCCAGGGCGCCGUUCCGACGAUGGAUCAGAUCGAAAGGAAAGAAAAAGAUAUCAACCGGGCGAUGAAUUACAAUUUCUCGAAUGCUGAAGUUGAUGCGGUUUUUAUCCCUCACUUUUUUCGGAAUUUUCAUUCUUCCUCCAGAUAAUAAAAGAGAAAGGCCGAUUCGAGAAGGUUCCCAAGAACUUUGCGAUGAUCAAGGCGGAUCUGGCCAAGAAAAAGGUUUGAUGAAAAACUUGUUUUGGUGGAAGAUUCAAUUUCUACAGGCUCUUGCUCAACAAGCUGGAAACGUCCGAGAGGCGGAGGAAAUCCAGAAACAGAUUGAUGAAAUCGAGAAGAAGGCCGAUUCUUUGGUGCGCUUUGAAAGGGGGACUUUGCGGAAAAAUUGGUAGAAAAGUCUUGGAAAAAGGGAUAUUCAUUUUUGUUUUCAACCUUUUUCAGUGCUCUUCGUGUCUUUGUUGUAAUUUCUCAUAGGAGAUGUCGAUAGAAAUUUUGAUAACCUUGAAAAUCACAGAGAAAAAAAAAGUUUUUUCUUUUUUUUUAUUAAUCACUCAAAGGCAAAGUCGGAAGGACCCUCCGAGGGUUCAUUAAGGCUCCAUAGAAAUGUUCCUUUCAAGGUGAUGAAGGAUUCCUUUUUGCGCCAUUUUCUCAGCCCAUAUGCACCCUUUUUGCUGCCUCUCUCUUUCUCCACUAUUUCUCGAGUCUUUGAAAUACCAGAAAAAAGGAAGGCUCGAUAAAGAAACUCUCUUUGUUGCCUUUUUUUGAGCUCCUCCCUUUUAGCGGCUAUUAUAAAACAUUCCGACUUUGCCCGAGCUUUUGUUUAAAAAAAUAUAUGUUUUCGAAAAACUUGAGGAAGUAGGUAUAUAUACAUAAAUUUCUUUGAAAAUAAUCUUUUUCUACCUUUUUAAAUUCAAAAAAAAUAUUUCAAUGCAUAUAUAUAGUAAAUUCUCAAGAGAAUCAAUUUCAGGACAAGGCCAGAUCGAAGAACAUAAUGGGCAUCGCUUGGGUCAACCAACGGAACCGCGACAAAAUCAAAAACGAACUUUUGAGCGGCCGCGUCAAGUUCGAAGCCGUCGCGGCCGACGAUCCGUUCACGAGGAAAAACGAGAGAAUGAAGGUGGAAAUGGGAAGAAAAACGAGUAGAUUAUCAGAAAUUCCAGGUGGUUUCCGGCACGAAAGGAGUCAAAGAAAAGGAUCCGUCGGCCACGCCCACUGAUCAAAAGACUCCUCAGCCUUCCAGUCAGAUUUCGAAAUAUAGAAAGAAUUCGAGUGAAAUUAUUGGUAGCGAAAAUUGGACUUUUUCCACUCUUCUAAACGAUUCUCGAAGAGUUUGCUUCGUUUUUUAGCAUUGGAAAACAGGUUUUUCACUAGUUAUUCAGCAGAGAGAAGAUUUUAAAGUUUGAGUUUGAAUCGAAAUUUGAAAACGAUUGAACAGGAAUUCAAUAAUAUUUUUAUCUAAAUCCUUUAUAAAGUUCGAAAAAAAUGUUCUAAUUAUUGAAUUUUUCAGUGUAAAUAAUUCUUCAUUUUUUUCAGGUUCGAACGGCUCAGCGCUCUCGGCCAAAAAGCCCGUGAUACCGAAGAAAAUUCUACCCCAUCGAAAAUCCGACGAUCUUUUUGAUCUCCAUCACAAGGCUGGCACUAUUGAUAUCAACGUUGAUUUCGGUGAGGAUCAGCAAUUUUCGUGAAAAUUCAAGACAAAUGAUCUAAAUAGCUCAUUUCUAUUUAGAAUUUUCACUGUUGCCCAUGUGCUUCUUUUUCUUCUGCCUUGUUUGGGAUUUCCUAAAGAACCUUUAAAAAGCACCUUGAGGAAAUUUUUAUAUGAAAUUGAAUACGUAACUCUCUACUCAGCGUAAAUUAGUUCCCCACAGUAAAUAUUUAUAUUCCUGCUUUCAUUCAGAACUUCCAGAAUACCAAAUUCACACAUCCGUGUAAGAAUUUCAAUUUUACCUGGUUUAAGCUUGCUCUCACCUUCAAGAAACAUGUGUCAUCUUUCUUGGCCUUCGAUGACCUUUUCAAAACAUCCUUUCCCAGGCCAAUUGAUCGGAAGAGUCGAGGAGCCGCCAGACAUGUCAUCCAUACCCGCCUACAAUAAUCCGCCGCCGACAACUACAGUUGAUACGGGAAAUAGGUGAGAUUUAGGGAAAUGAGUGACCUGAGACCCUGAAUAGAUGGGUAUAGUCACAAGCUGCUUGUAGAAAACGGGAAAGAAGGAAAAAAAAUCACGAGUUUUGGAGGAUAGUGAUAUAUUUCACAAUAUAAAAACGUUACCCUUGUCAACUUUUGAAAAUUACACCUUAGAAAAAACUUUCAGAACGAGUAGGUUUCAAAAUAUCAAAAUUGAAGUUCUGGAAAACAGAUAAACACUGAAAAGAAUGUUCAAAAUGGAUGUCAUAACUUUAGUAGGAGUGGAGAAAUUUGAGAAAAACAUUUUUAAAAAAGCUGAUUUCGUAUUGCUUUUUUCAUAUUUCAUUAGCUGAUUUGAAACUGUCCGACAGUUUGCUCCCUUUCUUCCUCUUGCCAGAAAACGAUAUAGAAACCCAAGUAGAAAAAAAAAGCGUGCAGACUGUCAGAAUGACCUGAAUCGACGAUUAGAGCAAUUUUUCUAUGAAAAAAACGGUUUCGGACACUUUUUCAACACGAAAAGUUAAUAACAAAAUUCUCAGUAAGUGAAAUUGUAGUUGCAGAGGCCUUUCGCUGGAAGAGUAUCGACAACGACGAGCCGCACUCCGAAAGGCCCAAGGAUUGGCUUGA
Molecule: messenger RNA, 6581 nt
Organism: Caenorhabditis auriculariae
Lineage: Eukaryota; Metazoa; Nematoda; Chromadorea; Rhabditida; Rhabditidae
Source: the annotation of a GenBank genome assembly